AGCUCUGAAAACGCGUCCCGGCUAAAAAAACAACAACCAGCCAAGAGGUUUGCUUGUCGUGAUUCCAUCAGAAAAAGCAUAAAUAUGAUUGAAAUAACGUGUAACGAUCGACUGGGCAAGAAGGUGCGCGUCAAGUGCAAUCCCGACGACACAAUCGGCGACCUCAAAAAACUCAUUGCGGCACAAACAGGCACCAAGCACGAGAAGAUUGUCCUGAAGAAGUGGUACACAAUCUACAAGGACCCCAUCCGCCUAUCUGACUAUGAAAUCCACGAUGGCAUGAAUCUGGAACUCUACUACCAGUAAAUCUGAAAGGCGAUUGUCCAUUUCCCGUGGUUGUCCGAUUUUUAUAGCUACUUUGAUAAAUAAACAAAUUUUGAAUUAAUAUUGUA
Molecule: messenger RNA, 392 nt
Organism: Drosophila gunungcola (fruit fly)
Lineage: Eukaryota; Metazoa; Arthropoda; Insecta; Diptera; Drosophilidae
Gene: ubl
Product: ubiquitin-like protein 5
Exons: 3
Coding region: 85-306 (73 amino acids)
Biological process (GO): mRNA splicing, via spliceosome; protein modification process
Cellular component (GO): cytoplasm; nucleus
Molecular function (GO): protein binding; protein tag activity
Source: RefSeq, a predicted model, not a curated record